Molecule: messenger RNA, 1647 nt
Organism: Odobenus rosmarus divergens (Pacific walrus)
Lineage: Eukaryota; Metazoa; Chordata; Mammalia; Carnivora; Odobenidae
Gene: TTC24
Product: tetratricopeptide repeat domain 24
Exons: 9
Coding region: 1-1647 (548 amino acids)
Molecular function (GO): protein binding
Source: RefSeq, a predicted model, not a curated record
AUGUCUUUCUCCAACCCUGAGGAUGCCCCCCAAGAGCCUGAGCCUGAGCCCUCAACCUCCAAGAAGAAAAAGAAGAGAAAGCAGCCACAGCAAGAGGCCAGCAUCCAAGCCCUCACCAGGGCUGGCCACGGAGCCCUACUGGCUGGCCGGAACCACGAAGCUUUGACCAGCUUCCAGAGGGCCUUCAUCCUGGCCUCUGAGGCCCCACAAACUCGGGACACCCCUGUUCUCCGGGCCUGUGCCUUCAACCUGGGGGCCGCCUACGUGGAGACUGGGGACCCAGCCAGAGGCCUUGAGCUGCUCCUGCGAGCCCAACCUCAAGAGAAGGCGCAGGGCGGGUGUCAUGGCGACCAGUGUUUCAACGUGGCUUUGGCCUACCAGGCCCUGGGCAAACUGCCUCAAGCUUUGGCUUGGUACCACAGGGCCCUGGGUCACUACCGGCCACUCGGUGACGAGGGGCAAGCCCAGGCAAAAAUGGGAGCCUGCUACCAGGCUCUGGGACAGCCUGAGCUAGCAGUCCACUGUCUGCAGGAGGCUAGCCGGGCCUAUGCCCAAGCAGGGCAGCCCCAGGCUGCAGCCCUGGCCGCGGGGGCUGUGGCAGGGUGUAUGCUGGAGAGCGGGCAGCAUGGGGUGGCUGAAGUGCUGCAGGUGCUGGAGGAGAGCCAGAGGCUUGCCGAGAGGAGCCCUGAGCGGGGACUGCUGGGGCAGCUCUAUAACGACCUCGGCCUGACCUACUCCCAGCUCCGACUGUUCCCGCUAGCAGCAGAGGCCUUCCUGCGGGCCCUGCCCCUGUGCCGGGGGCCAGGAGAGGAGGCCACGGUGCUGAGAAACCUCGGGACGGCCCACAGUGCCCUCGGCAACUAUCAGGAAGCCCGGGACCUUCACCAGAGGGCCGCUGACCUGCACGGCUCUGUGGGGCAGCGGCGGGAGCAGGGCUGGAGCUUCGGCAGCCUAGCAUUUGCACUGAGCCAGCUGGGGGACCACGGAGCAGCCCGGGACAGCUAUCUGCACGCCCUACAGGCCGCCCGGGACACCGGGGACACGAAGGGGCGGUGGCAGGCCUGCGAGGGGCUGGGCGCUGCGGCAGCCAGACUGGGGCAGCACGACCAGGCCUUGCGGUACUAUAAGGAAGCGCUGGCCCGGAGUCAGAAGGAGCCGGACUCUGUGCGGGAUCGACUGGUGGCCAAGCUGGCAGACGCCAUGAGGACCCACUUGGCCCAGGCCGGGCUUGUCCCCACGUACACCCUGACUUCAGCGCUGGGGAGGCCCCAGGCUCCAGGUGCAGCCAGGCCCCCAGCCAGGGCGGGAAGGGGCAGAGCAGAAGUGCUGCACAGGUCUUCGCGUGUGUGGGAAGAAGAAGAGUGCAUGGAGGGCCAGGAGGAGAGAGAGGACCAGCCGCCACCCGAUGUCCCCGUGGUGUCUUGGGCACAGAGACUGGAGUGUGAGCGGGAGCAGGCCGACCCCAACUGUCCAGGACCUGGGGCCCAUCUCCUGCUUGGAGGCCAAGGCCCCCUCCAAAUGGAGCAACCUGGCAUUCCAGUACCCAGUGGCCCCAAAGCCAAUAGGUCGUCCAGCUGGCCCAGGGAAACCCCUUGCAGAAACCCUCAGAGGAGACCCACGGAGUCUGGCUUCUGUGUGAUCAUGUGA